Cucumis melo (muskmelon) is the source of this 6432-nucleotide messenger RNA. RefSeq lists its product as uncharacterized. The coding region runs from base 214 to 6126 and encodes 1970 amino acids. Gene Ontology annotation, biological process: protein import into nucleus; RNA export from nucleus. The transcript is spliced from 32 exons. Lineage: Eukaryota; Viridiplantae; Streptophyta; Magnoliopsida; Cucurbitales; Cucurbitaceae. Gene Ontology annotation, molecular function: structural constituent of nuclear pore. Gene Ontology annotation, cellular component: nuclear pore inner ring. The record is from RefSeq and is a predicted model, not a curated record.
CACCCAAGUAGGUAGCAGGCGCGAAAGCUAAAAGCACUACAAAUUUCUCCGUUCCAACAAAUCACUCUUCCUCUUCAUUUCAGCCGCUCCAUGGCAAUUGCUGAAGAAGCUCUCUGAAACUCAGAGGCGCGAGAGAAGAAGAGAGAAUCACACAAACAUUUUAUUCUUUCCUCGUUAGGUUUCUGCUCCCAAGCUCUCACUUGAACUUCUCGCAUGGCUUCCUCCACUUCAGUCGAUUCGUCUCUUUGGUGGGAUCCUUUCCAUCCGUUUCUUACCGAGCUCGAAAAUGUUUCCCUCUCAUCUACAGAACUUCCUCCUACGCUGAUGAAAAAGAUGGAUGACAACCAUGCUUGGUUCGUGGGUACAGUUUCACUCUUUAAGAAACCGAAUGAGAAAUCAAGGGUGGCUUUAGAUUCUCAGGAAGUUAAAAUUGGAGCUCACACGCUAUCUAUACAACCUGAGCUUAAAGCUAAAGCCCUCAAGUUGAGCUCUUAUUUGUGUUUGGAUGAGGUCCAAUCGUACAUUCUGGCUUCUAGAACCAUUGAACAUGAGAAUGUACAUGAAAACUCCCCAUUUGAGGAACUUCUUCACAUGGUUCUACUUGAAUAUUACAUUGAACGGCAGUGCUUGCUGAAAUGCACAAGGCGCAUACUCUUGCAUGCUUUAUUUGUUGGAAAUGGUUCCAAAAAAGGUGAUAUUUGUGACACAGCACUAAGACUGAUCAAUGAUGGAUUAGAAAACAAACUUAUAUCAGUCUUGCAGAGUCUUUUGUCCUCCUCUCACUCCGAACAGAUGGAUGUUGACCUUUUCACAUUUUGGGCUGAAGAGACCUUGACAGAAGAUAAUCUAAUUUUGGACAUUCUUUUUAUUGCAUAUUAUGAGUCAUUUGUUAGAUGCAAUGCUGAUCAAUGGAAAGCGUUGUGUCUGCUUUAUAAGGGAAUCAUAUCUGGUUCUUAUAACAUGGAAAUACUUGCAAUAUCAAGUGCGGCAAUACAUUCUUCUCGUCAAGUUAAAGUUCAAUUAUUAUUUAUCCUCAUGGAAACAUUGGACCUAGAAAGUCUUCUCCAGAUGGUUCAUGAUCAAACAACCUUCAGGCAUGGUGUGUCAGUUUUUACGUUGUCUGAUUUUCAAGAGAUGGACGCAAUAGUCUCUAGUUUGAAUGCUUUUGAAAUAAAAGAAGCAGGUCCUUUGUUACUAACAUGGGCAGUUGUCUUGUGCCUAAUAUCCUCACUUCCCGGAAAAGAGGAACACAAUGUCUUGCUGGAGAUUGAUCAUGUUGGUUAUGUACGUCAAGCUUUUGAUUCUGCAGCAUUCAAUUAUUUUCUUGAUAUACUUCACAGCGAUUUACUGAAGGAAUCAGAAGGACUUAUUGUUGGCUAUCGAAGUGUCUUGAGAACCUUUAUUUCUGCGUUUAUUGCAUCCUAUGAAAUUAAUCUUCAGAUGGAGGACACUACCUUCUGUUCAAUUUUGGAUAUUCUUUGCAAUAUAUACCGUGGGGAGGAGUCACUUUGCAUUCAGUUCUGGGACAAAGAGAGUUUCACUGAUGGUCCUAUUCGGUGUCUACUUUAUGACCUAGAAGGUGAAUUCCCUUUCAGGCUUGUGGAAUUUGUUCGUUUUUUGUCGUCUCUAUGUGAAGGAGCUUGGCCAGCAAAAUGCGUGUUUGACUUUCUAGAUAAGUCUGUGGGCAUAUCAUCCUUGUUUGAGAUUAAUAGCAGUACCUUGGUAGAUCAUAUCCCAGAGAUUGUUGAAACUCAACAGCCAUUACCUGUUCCUAGAAUGGAAGGAAUGUUGAUUCCCUGUAAAACACGUGGACGUGUAUUGAAAGUGGUUGGUGAAAAUACUGUUCUAGUACGUUGGGAGUAUAAGUUACCAGGGAUGCUCAUGUUGCUCAUGCGUUUGGCCCAAGGGAUGUAUUUGAAUAACGAUGAACAAGUUGCUAUACUUGACUUGUUGAGUCGGAUGAUUUCCUUUAAUACGGCUGUCUGUUUUACUUUGAUUGGUGGUACAAGCAUUUCGAAUCCUCAAGUUUCAGACGUAGCUCGUCCGACAGAAAAGAAUUUGUGGUUGGUUGAGGUCAUUUGUGUUCUCGUGAGAAACUUAUCUCCUGAUUCAAGUAAUGCUACAGUGAUGGCCAUGGGUCUAAAUAUUUUGUCAAAGAUGUUGAAAUGUUUCCCUGCUAUUGUCACUCCUGUGGCGCUCAAGGCCAAUAUUUUCAAUGUUGCUGGCCACGAUGCACUGAGUGAGUCAUGGCUUCAAUUUGGAAAGCUCGCAAAGAUGUUGCUUAUUGAUGUUGAGUACAACGAUUCUGACUCCCCACUGUCCAUAUCAUUACUGGACUUUACCAUGCAACUACUGGAGACUGGAUUAGAAAAUGAUGCUAUUGUAGCUCUUGUUGCUUUCUGUCUUCAGUAUAUUCUAGUUAAUCAUGAGUAUUGGAAGUACAGAGUUAAGCAUACUCGUUGGAUUGUAACUUUGAAGGUGCUUGAGGUGAUGAGGAGAUGCAUUCUUUUAAGUUCAGGCCCUGGAAAACUGGGGCCACUUGUCCAGAAUAUGCUUCUUUUUGAUUCUUCCAUCCAUAACACUCUUUUUCGAGUGGUUUGUACGACCAGACAAGCUCUCGAGAAACUAUAUAUUAGCCGUCUUUCUGAACCAAGGGAGAUCGAGGGUUUAGAGAAUGCCAUCUGUUCUAUCCUGGAUAUUUUUUUCAUCAUGCUUUCUGCAUUUUCAAAGGAUUCGUCUGCUGCACCUGCCGUGUUUCAUCAAGCAGUGAUAUCAUUGAAAACAAAACCCAUUCCUAUAGCAGCAGCGGUCAUUUCUUUGUUAUCUUAUUUUCGAAAUGUGGUAUGCAUCGAUUGGUCAAUUCAAACCAUCUUGUGCGAAGACUUCAUGAUGAGAGUACAAGUCGGUGCAGCAAGGGUACUAUCUAUGUUAUUUUUUAUAACAGACGAUUUGCAACCCCAUUUGUCUAGUGCAUGCUUUAGUCUUGAUGAUGAGCAAAUAGCAGAGUUGAGGCAAUCAAUUGAGUGCAUACUUCUUAAAAAAUCUGUGUCGAACGAAGAUCUCUUUGUUGCUGUAGUUAACAUGUUGACAUCGGCAGCACUUUAUCAGCCUUCUUUCCUUGUUACUUUAUUAGCUAGCAAGGAAAAUUUGAAUGGCCAACUAAAUGUCAGUGGUGGUGGGACUCAUCAAACUAAAGAUUCUUUGCAAGCUUCAUCAGGAUUGGAGAAAUCAAGUAUUAUUGAUGCGCUCUUACAAUAUCUGAAGGAAGCCAAUAAGCAUGCCAAAAGCAACCUCCGGAUACACCUGAAUGUACUCAACUUUAUCAAGGCACUUUGGCAGACAGCUGGCCCAUUUAUAAUGAUUUUGAAUAGGAUGAAAACUUCAGAGAAGGUUUUGGAACAAUUGACAGACGGUGUUUCCCACUUCGUUUCUGGAGAUGCUUGUGCCCCCAAAACUAUUGCUGCGAUGCAGGCUCUAAACUCUGCUUACAAAUAUCUAUCACUCUCAUCCAUGGUGGAAACAAUGUCAUAUGACAUUUUUCUGCAAAAAAAGAUGCUGCAUGGUGAGUCGAUUGCAGAACAACAGACUGGACCAAAGGACAAAGCUGCCGAUGCUGUGAGCAGUGAAAAUUCGAAAUUAUCCACGAGUCUCUCUGAUGUCAAGAAUAUGUUAUCAGCUGCAUGUGAUGGCUCCCUUUUAGCCAAGCUGACCAAGCUGCUUGCUUCUUGUGAAUUUGAUAAUGAAACAUAUCACCGUGCGAAGGUUGCUUCCAGUUUAUUCAUUGUGCAUGCGAUGUCCAAAUUAGCAACUGGAGACGGGGGAAGCUUGUCAGUUUCAAUGCUCGGGAAGAUCCAUGAACUGUUGCAAAAGCUUAUCAGUUUGCCUGCUUUUGCAGAAUUAUCAUCACAAUAUUUGCAGCGUGGUUACAGUGGAGGUGAUGAAUUGAACAAUCUGAUUUUGAGCGAUCUUUAUUAUCAUCUACAGGGAGAGCUUGAAGGCCGUAGUAUUGGCUCCGGAGCUUUUAGAGAGCUUUCUCUAUACCUUAUUGAUUCUGAAAUUUUCCAUUUUCACAAACAUAACUAUGAGGAUGAUAUUUUUGUGGCCAUCAAAGAUGCACACUUGUUUGACCUCGUGCAUAUACAGGCAGAUUUGGGUUUAGAUCUAUGGGAUUAUUCAGAAUGGAAAGAAUCUAAGGCGAUUGCAGCAAGAAUGCUUAGUUGCAUGGAGGAUGUAAACUCAAUGAUACUGGUCACCAGAUCAAAGCUUACUGCUUUGAGAGCAUUGAUAACCAUAUUAACUUUGAUGGCCGAUGAUACAUUGGAGAAAGGGACUACAAUUAGAAGAAAGCUCAUUGAUCAUCUUGUUAGAUAUUGCAUUGCAGACAUAUGGAAAUAUCUCGAUGCGACUAUUGAAUCAUUAGCAUUCGGUUUGGGUGCCUUCAAUUGUGUCCUUUCUUUUCUUACUGCUCAAUUGGAAUUGGUAAUUCUUCUUAUCAGAUCUGCAGAUAAAAUUGUGCCUCUGUCUGUUUGUGCACUUAUUUUAAAGACCUCAGGCUCCGGUCUUAAACAGUUGAGUUGCAUCCAACCGGUUGCUGGAGCUCAUAAGACAAUUAAUCUCUUGCUGAAGUUGGUUCUUUCUUCUUUGGAAUGUCAUGAUCUUAAUUCUUUUUCAGAUCGACAACAUAACUCUGAACAUGUAAAAGACUUGGCUGAGUUUUCUAAUGUAUUGUUGGGUCUUUUACCUAUAUUAUCUAGCUUUAUCACAAAUGCUGAGCACUGCACCCUGGCUCUGACUACUCUAGACUUGAUACUAAGAAAAUUUUUGUCGUCUGAGACAUGGCUUCCCGUCCUACAAAAGUAUCUUCAGCUGCAACAUCUUUUUCUGAACCUUCAAGAUGAAAAAAGUUUGUCUUCUGUCCCUGUGUUAAUGAAGUUCUUCUUGACCCUUGCUCGUGUACGGGGAGGUGCUAAUAUGCUCAUAUCAUCUGGUCUCUUGUCAUAUCUUCAGUUGUUGUUUACUCGAUUUUUGGAUGACAGUAUUUGCUCGCAAUCCAACUAUGACAAUCAAAAUCACCAACUAAUUUGGAAACUUGGAUUAGCUGUUAUCACUGCUGUAGUGCAAUCUUUGGGAGAUGGUUCUUAUCUUGAUGUUCUGGAUAAUGUAAUGAACUACUUUUUCUCGGAGAAAGUUUAUCUGAUCUCCUAUCAUCUCAAUGCACCAGACUUCUCCCCUGAUGAGCACGACAAGAAAAGGUCACGGACUCAAAGAACUAAAACUUCUCUCUGUGCCCUCAGGGAGACAGAGCAAACUCUCAUGCUGAUGUGUGUGCUAGCAAGACAUAGGAACUCUUGGGCUAAGGCAACUAAAGAAAUUGAUUCCCAGCUGCGUGAGAAAUGCAUACAUAUGCUGGCUUUUGUUAGUCGAGUUACUCAUUGCCAUGGAGAAUCUCCUGUGAAGGUUGCUCCUUUCACAUGCCCUCCUAAUCUCAAAGAGGAGUUUGAUCAUUGCAAGAAACCAUCGUUUAUCCACAGCAAAAGUGGAUGGUUUGCUCUUUCACCUCUCGCUUGCGGAUCAAAACCUGAGUUCACGGCACCCUCAAUGUCUUUGAUAGUUAAGGAUCAAACCACCGAAAAUGCAGAUCUAGUUUGUCCAACACACUUCUCUGAUAGUCUGGCCAUGCAUAUCUAUUCAAUUACAUUUCUUCUUUUGAAGUUUUUAUGCCUACAAGCUGAGGGUGCGGCUCAAAAGGCUGAAGAUGUGGGUUAUGUUGACCUCACACAUUUUCCGGAGCUACCAAUGCCUGAAAUUUUACAUGGGUUGCAGGAUCAAGCAAUGGCUAUCAUUUGUGAUCUCUGUGAUACCGAAGCAAAGCCUAUUGAUAUUGAUGUCCAGAAUUUCUGCCGUUUGCUGUUGCAAAUUAUGGAGAUGACACUGUACUUGGAACACUGUGUUGUGCAGAUUUGUGGCAUCCGAACCGUAUUAGGCCGAGUGGAAGACUUCUCAAGGGAAGUCAAACUAUUAUUGAAAUGUGUUGAGGGUCAUGCAUUCUUGAAACAAUCAGUAAAUUCCUUGAAGCAGAUACUGUCGUUUGUCUAUCCUGGCUUGGUGCAGAGUGAAAAGUUGUGAGGACUGAGCCUUGCAGGUGAAUGUUUUGAAGCAUAUAGAGAUUUCAAAUUUUCGUCAAAAGAGGCGUGAUUCUCUUACAUCUCUCUUUUUCAGAAGUGAUUUGAGAAAUUGUAGUAACUUUGUAUAUAUUUUCGGCUUUUCCUCUAUAGGCAUCUAAUUGUUUUAGCUAGAAUAGUAGUAGUAAAUCAUUAUGAAAAUGCAAGAUCCGUGUAUUGCAAGUUGCGAACUUAUAUGAUGAAAUCAGUAGGGAACAAUGAAAUAGAAUUGUACAAUUUCAACAUAAUUACAAGUGCAUUACUAGAUAAA